Messenger RNA from Aureobasidium subglaciale EXF-2481, 1626 nucleotides. RefSeq lists its product as uncharacterized. Bases 1 to 1626 code for a protein of 541 amino acids. The record is from RefSeq and is a predicted model, not a curated record. The transcript has 2 exons. NCBI's taxonomy places the organism in Eukaryota, Fungi, Ascomycota, Dothideomycetes, Dothideales, Saccotheciaceae.
AUGUCGACCUCAUAUCUGCCCACCGACUCGACCGAUAGAGGCAGCUCGGCCACUCUGCCAGACUCGUCGUCCUCCCCACCUCAGCCUUCCCGUAGGCAGACAGCUCAGCAAAUCACCCUCGUUGAUCGCACGAACCCAGAUCGCCCUGAAAUACAGAAUCCUGGCGAAGUUCUAUAUGAUGACGACAUCGCUCCUGCUGCUGGCGGCUCUCUCUCUAGAAGAUGGACAAGCCAAUCCUUGACUGGCCAUGCGCAAUCUUUGCAAGGUUCGGUGCAGAAGCGCAUGACCUCUCGCAAGUAUCGGAAUUACAGAGAAGGAAGAUUUAUCGGUCCUGAAGACCCAGAGAAUCCUGCUUCUGUCGACGAAGGCUCCACCGUCUCCAAUCCCGGCAAGGUCACUCGUGGCAAGAACAAAGUACGCGGGCUGCUGGGAACAAGGAAGCAGAUGCAACUUGCUUUGGAAGAAGACGCUGUAAUUGACGUCCUUUACGAGAACCAACGAGGCUGGUGGUUCUUUGGUGUACCUCACUUCUCGUCCAAAACACUUCUCAACUUCGACCCAAAACCGUGGCUGAAUGGUCACAAGAAGCCUAGCCCCGUCAACAUCACAAACGCUCAAGUGCCAGAUCCCAGCUGGGAGUGGGCUUGGAAAUCUUGGUAUGUCGACAUGUCGAGGGAUGUCGACGAAGAAGGCUGGGAGUACUCUUUCUGGUUCAGUGACGGCACAGCAUGGCACGGUACACAUCCAUGGGGCUACUCAUGGGUUAGACGACGACGAUGGCUACGGAAAAGGGUGCGAAAGCAGCCUCGGAAGACCAACCAACAAGGUCAUGCUUUUACUUCUGAUUACUUCACCAUCCAUCCCAAGGCUCCAAGCAGAUCUAGCAGUUUUGUCUUUGAUACUGUGGCUCGUCAGAAUUUGGAAAAAGCAGAGCAUUACUUGGAAGAUCCCGAGGAUAUUCGAGACAUCGGCUCCCUACUCAACAGCCUCAAGCGGGCAGGCAUCGAUCGCGAAAAGAUCGUCCUUGUCCGCCACUUCAUUGACAACGGUGGAGACGAUCUCCAUUAUUUAGGCGAGCAGAUGGAAACCAUAAUGUCACUCUGCAUAUUCCAAAACUCGCGCCGCUACAUCCUAACCAUGCUCUCCCAGAAGCUCACUGAGGCGGAGAGGCUGCGAGACGAACACGCAGCCCACGACGAAGAAAUCUCCGCCCAAGAACAACAAAGAAUCACAAACCUCGAAGCCGCAGUCGCAGCAGCAGACGAACAAGUCAAGCGCCUAGAAUACUGGAGCGACAUCCGCGACAUGGCACGCUCUGGCACAACAUCCUUUGCCACAGAUGCAGACGUCUGGGGCUAUGAGAAAUGGAGAGGCUUGGAUUCUUCGGGUCCGGAAGCUAAUGAUAUGAGUACGGCCAAGGAAAAAGGGAAAAGUUGGAAGGAGGUAAAGAAGGAGGUUAAGAGCCAGUUGAAUCCCAAGGAUAGUGUGGUUAAUGGAAACAAGGAGAACGGGGAAGCGAAGAAGGUGAGGAUUGAAGGGCAUGUCGAAGAGAAUGGCGAAGAAGGCGUGAAUACUGCUGUCGCUGAGGAUAAGCCCAGAGAUAAGGGCAAGCAACGGGCUGAAUAA